Molecule: messenger RNA, 2745 nt
Organism: Vigna unguiculata (cowpea)
Lineage: Eukaryota; Viridiplantae; Streptophyta; Magnoliopsida; Fabales; Fabaceae
Product: exocyst complex component EXO70B1-like
Biological process (GO): exocytosis
Cellular component (GO): exocyst
Molecular function (GO): phosphatidylinositol-4,5-bisphosphate binding
Source: RefSeq, a predicted model, not a curated record
GAUAACAGAGAAAGAAGUAGACAGGGGCAAAAGAAAAUCAAUAAGUGGAUUGAUAGAAAUUUCCCAAUACCUUCCUUUCAAAUUCUAUAAAAAAAAUAAAAAAUAAAAUUCAAGGGGUUACACCCAGCCCACACACCCCCACACCCAUGAAAGAAAAAACAAAUCAAUUGUGGUUGACAUCUUUGUUCAUGAAAGCAAACCUUGUUUCAGAAAUAACAGAGUGCUCAUGCUCAUCAAAAUUCAGAGUUGGCUACAUCAGCCAAAGGUAUGGAGAUUUGUUUGUUUUGCUUCAUCUAUCGUUGGACUUAUCUGUUAUGCUUUCAGCUCCUCUUUCAAUCAUUUAAUUGGAAAUUGGAGCUGGUGGAAGAUCUUUCUUUACAUUCUUUUCAGUCUCUUAAUCUCCCUUUCAACCUUGUUUGCAAAGACAUGGCAGUACUCUAACUCUCGCUGUUUGGAAGCUCACACAGCGUUUUCUACUCUGCUGAUCACUAGUGUAUAUUCCUUUUUCCUUGAUAAAGAUGUGAAACAGAACCCAGAUGUAUAUAGUCUGGUUUCAAGUGUUGCAUUUGCUAUCAUGUCUUUGGGCUUGUCAAGGCUGAGUCAGUUAGGAUUUGAGGUUGAUCUCCUCUAUUUUUUCUGUGGACUUCUGACUGUACAACUCAUGAAAUUAAAACUAUGGUUAGUCAUCGUUGGAGGAACUUUCAGUUAUUCCCUCAUCCUUCUUCGUUCCAAUUUGGAUCCUCAACCAAGAAGUGGUUAUCAUGGACUUCAACACCAAGAUCAUGUAGUGGUUGAAAUUGGUUCCCAUUCACAACCACAAGGAACCGGUGAUAGUGUUACUCAAGUGGAUUCGCCCCAAACAAUUAUGGCUACUUCACAACCACACCAGGUCAUGGAUUUGGUUUGGCCUUCUAGAGAAACAACACGUAGUGCUUCUCAAGUAGUUUCACCUCAAGAGGCUGGUGGUGCCCCUCCAGAAAGCAUUGAUGGUACCAAGGAAUGCUUCAUGGGUUGUAUAGAGACUCUUAAGAAGGAGAAUAGGAGCGUUAUUAGCGCUAUUUCCAUGCAUGUAGACAAAUACCUUAAAGCUAAUGUUGUCGGUGAGAAUCAGAUUUCAGUGCCAGAAUUGCAUGGCGACAACAACAUGGUGGUGGAUACAUUGUCGUCAGGAAUGAUGAGCAAGCUUCGUGAAAGUGUAGAGAAGAUGGUGUCAGAUGGAUUUGAGGAGGAAUGCUUAGACGUGUACAGUAAUUGGCGGAGGGAGUUUCUGAAAGAGAGUUUAUGGAGAUUAGAGUUGCAAGAUCAAGAGCUCAACAUGGAGGACAUUAACAGGAAAGAAAAGAUUGAGAGGUUGAUAAAAGCUAUGAACAUAGCUGCGAGGAUACUCUUUCCGAAUGAGAGGAGACUCUUCAGUCGUGUAUUUAGCAGCUCCAUCCACUCUAGGGAGUUGUUUCAUUUCAGGAAACUUUGCACGGAAUUGACCACUAGUCUGCUGAACUCUGCCCUUGCCUUGGAAACUUGGAGUCAUUUCAUGCGCAACGCAUUGCAGGGGUUGAUACAAGAGUUUGAAUCAUGUACAAUCAGAAAUAUUGUAGUGCAGCUGAUACGACAGAGAUUGAAUAUUUACGAGGCUUUGGAAGAUGCAUCACCCAUUCCCGGUGGCGGGAUUCAUCCUGAGACCCUUGAAGUGAUGUACCGUAUUUAUUCUGUUCACAGAGAUAGGGAAAUUACUAAAGUUAGCCAAGAUUUAAAGGAGGGAAAGAUUCCAUCAUCUGUGUAUAUAACAAAAGUGAGAACUCUGUUAGUGAGUAGUUUGGAAGCUAAGUCGUCCAUAAGAGGUAAUAAGCUUAAAGUGAUGCACUACACUAAAUCUCCAAUCCCAAGAAGGAAGAGUGAACUUAGAAAAGGUUCAGAAGAUGAAAUGAUUUCACCUGUGUACAUGGACAGGAUGACAGAGCUUUUAGAGAACCUUUUGGAAGUCAGCUCCAAAAAUUACAAAAACCCUAUUUUGGGUUAUGUUUUCAUCAUGAACAACCGGAGAUUCAUAGAAGUAGAGGCAAAAUUGAAUGGACUGGGACCUAUUUUUGGAGAUGACUGGCUCCACAAAAACACAAGAAAACUCCAAGAAAACCUUGAACUCUAUCUAAGAAGCUCAUGGAAUAAGAUCGUGGACCUUUUGAAGAUAGACAUCAACAAUCAACUAGAGCCUAGUGUUGCGAUCGAGUUGAUGAAAGACGACCUUUAUUGGUUCAACGAACACUUUGACAACACAUGCAACAUUCAGUCUGCAUGGUCUGUCUGUGAUGAGGAGUUAAGGGAGCAAAUAAUAAAAUCCAUAGAAAGCAUGCUGUUGCCAGCAUAUGGAAGUUUCCUUGGGAGAUUUGAGGAACUUGUUGGGAAGCAUGCUUAUGAAUACAUUAAGUAUGGAAUGUUUGAGGUUCGAGACCAACUCAACAACUUGUUUCUUGUAAGGGAGUAGAUGAAUCUGUUUCAAAGGUUAAGUGAGUUAGAUUUAGAGAACAACAAUUUUAUUAUCUCAGUUCCAAAGGAUUUGUGCCCUGUAUACCACUCUAUGUUUCAACACAGUCACAAAUGUCUUUCCUUCUUUAUUUUGUUUACAUGUUUUAGAUUGGUUCAAAUUUAAGUUUGCAUAUAUUUUCGUAAUUCUAUGCCUGAAGAGAAGGAAAUAACACCUAAGUUUGGGAAGAAUUAGUAUACAGGCUUAACCUAUCUAUGGAUACUAAU